This is a messenger RNA of Phalacrocorax carbo (great cormorant), 1554 nucleotides long. The record is from RefSeq and is a predicted model, not a curated record. Lineage: Eukaryota; Metazoa; Chordata; Aves; Suliformes; Phalacrocoracidae.
GCCCUGGCAGUCCCGUUGAAAGGGGCUGCCACGGGGUGGGGUGCGCAGAGCAGCGGCGGGAUGGAGAAGAGCAGCUACGCCAUGGCCAAGUUUGGUCUGGAGGCCAAGGAGGUGAUGCCCAAGCGGGACUGUGGGUUUUACGUGAAGUACAUCUUCCUCUUCACCUCCCUCAUCCAAUUCCUCAUCAUCCUGGGGCUGGUGCUCUUCAUGGUGUACGGCAACGCGCACGCAGGCACCGACACGCACCUCCGGCUGCUGGAGGAGCAGCUGCAGGAUCGCUACAGCAAGAUCAUCACCCUCAGCGGGAGGAACCUCAACCUGACACGCACCCUCAACGCCACCCUCAAGGAGAAGCAAGGGCUGCAAGCCCUCGCCCAGAAGGUGCAACAGGACCUGGAUAAGUGCAAUAGCACCCUGGCUCCCAACCCCAUCCCCAAGCUACAGGAGAUGAUGAAGAUCAUUUUCUACCAAAAGACGAAGCUGGAUGAGUGCCACAUGACCAUCAGCCUCAUCAACGCCAGCUGCAGUGCUGACAAGGCGCUGCUGCGGAGCCAGCUGGACCAGACAACCCUGGCCAAGAAGGAGCUGGAGGAAAACUGCCGCAAAGCGGGUGCCACGCUGACCAAAGCCACCCAGGAGCAGGAGAGCUGCCAGCGGGAGCUGCUCACCACCAGGACCAUCUGCGAGUCCACCAAAUCCAACCUGGAGCUGCUGAAGCACGAAUGCAGUUCCUUGAGAUCCUACAUGAGCUACUCCUUCCAGCGCAUCAAGGAGACGGACCGCCAGUACAGAUGCGACGCCGUCCAGGAGCAGCUCAACUGGUUGACGCAGCAGACGGAGGGGCUUUUCCUCUGGCAACAGGAGCGGGAGACCAAAUACGUGGGGAAAAGCGUCUGCGACAUGAACUUGCUCCACUGUCGCAUCAACUGCUCCGGGGAGAAGCAGGAGUUGGAGAAGCGGCUGCAGGACGUUGAGAAGCAGGUCAAGGGCGGCCAGGAGGAGAAAAAGAAGCUGUUGGUGGAGAAGGAGCAGCUCAGCAAGGAGCUGGAGGAGAAGAGCAAAGCUGCCACGCAGGCUGUGUACUUCAAGGACCAGCUCAACAUCUGCAUGGGCUCCAAGAUGGACGCCUUCUUCGACAUCACAGGCUCGCGGUUGCCGGGGGGCAGCGUGCGGCUGGGACCCUUCCCCAACAUGGGCACCUACACGGAUGCUCUGAGGAACCAGGGCAUAUUUGGGAAUAUGGGCAAAAUCAACACGGAGGAGAUCCAGCAGUCGGUGCAGAAGAUCAUGGAGCAGUACACAUCCACCCUGAGGAACCCCAGUGGCUAAUGGCUGAGCAGCGCACAGAGAUUAGUGGCGAGGGGCUCGAGGACAAGCCCAGGAGGUGCUUCCCGCAGCACGGAUGGCAAACCCCGACCUGGAGCGAGCGGCCGGCAUCAACGCCAUCCUCCCCCUGCCCAGGGGGGCUCACCAGCACGGCGGGGGCCAGGGCCACCCUCCCCUGUCCCCUUCCCCGAGCCCCCUUGCUUGUCCCCUCCUGCACCCUCGCCUCCC